CCCAUAAAUGGUAUUGCUAUAUAUCUACACUAAGAUUGUCCUCACAUUCUCAGAGGUUCUCCGCUUAAGAAGAGCCACUAGUCUCGGGCCACAAUAAGCCACGUGUCCUCCACAGAUGGCCAAGAGUGGCACUCGGAAGGUUUUGACUUUUAUUCUCAAAUAAUCUGAAUCAAAACUCUUUCUUGUUUCUACUAUUCAAUCAUUAUUAUUCCCUUUGUUGAGAUCAAAUGAACAUGGACAUGGAUUCUAAAAGUCAAACAAAUUUGGAGCUUGUCAAUGUGGCCAUCCACAAGCUCAUGGACGAAAGAAAAAUCAGAGAAGCCUCUGGUGGUGGUGACGAUGACGAUGAUCACAUCCUCCUCUCCCAGUUGCUCUCUCAGUUGGAGUUGGUAAAAGGAGAAAAUAGUAGCCUUGAUCAGCAACCAAAACCUUCAAAGGUACCACAAGAAGAUCAUAUUAAAGAAGUGAAAAUAAAGUGUAAGACUACAACAAAUGAUCAAUCCAAAAAGAGUGGCAGUACUGAAUCUAAUAAUAAUAAUAAUAAUGGUGAUAAUGUUGACAAAUAUGAUGAUGAAAGGAUUAUCGUAAAAGAAUUGAAAGAGAUUAAGGGACAGAACAGUGUGACACACUGGCUUCUCUCCAUCAUGAUGGUGCUGACAGUGGCAUGGCAAGUAUCUGGGGUUUCUCUCUUAUUGAAAGUAAAAAAUAAGGUUAAGUAUGGAAUGAACCACCCUUUUAAGUUGUUGGAAGGAAUGGUUACAGGGAUCAAUAAUGAAGAAUCAACUUACAGCCUUAUGGAAGCUCCUUCUUCAGUACUUCCUUCUCUCAAAAUUCCAGACCUUCCUCACUUGGAAUUACCAGAUUUAACAUCUGCAAUCACUACCUCUACCUCUACCACUACUAAUAAUAAUAUUCAUAAACAAAACUGACCACUUUCUUUAAUUAGUUGAUGAUCGAAAACAAUAACAAAGGUCAAAUCUUGGACCUAAUACCUUUGCCUUUUCUUUUCAUUAUAUAUUUUUUGGUCUGCUAUGUCUGGUUUAUUUAGAGAGAAAAGUUCUAAAUUUUGUAAAUUACUUUUGUAUCUAUUGAAAAAUAUCGACACCUGUUGUAUUUAUUGUUUUUCUCAUAACCAUUUAUUUAGACACCAUUUUGGUCUAGAAGAGAGUUGUCUAAGUAUAUAUACAUCUAUUACAUAUAAUA
Messenger RNA from Humulus lupulus (European hop), 1203 nucleotides. RefSeq lists its product as uncharacterized. The record is from RefSeq and is a predicted model, not a curated record. NCBI's taxonomy places the organism in Eukaryota, Viridiplantae, Streptophyta, Magnoliopsida, Rosales, Cannabaceae. Bases 228 to 929 code for a protein of 233 amino acids. The transcript is spliced from 2 exons.